Cydia splendana is the source of this 3204-nucleotide messenger RNA. RefSeq lists its product as uncharacterized. The record is from RefSeq and is a predicted model, not a curated record. Lineage: Eukaryota; Metazoa; Arthropoda; Insecta; Lepidoptera; Tortricidae. The coding region runs from base 184 to 3204 and encodes 1006 amino acids. The transcript has 2 exons.
GUAGUUGAGAAAGGUGUACCCACCCUAGAUUAUGAAUAAACAGUCUUGAAGUCCAACUCGAGUAUCAUUGACGCCUACCCUGACAUGGCGCAGCCGGAAAUUAUAUAAAUGUUUUAAUUAACGAGAAUAUAGUAUAAAAAGUUUAAGAAAUUCGUUAGUGGACUUAGUUGUUUAUGUACAAACAUGGAAACAGUGCUUACGCCUCCGUUGCCGUUUACUUAUGAUCAAAGUUUAUUGAACAUUACUACGGGCAGUUUGAGUGACAGUUGGAAUAAAUGGAGUAAAGGAUUUAAAAUAUAUUUCGAAGCGUGUGAACUUUCUAAAAAAACACCGGCCAUACAAAUAAAUAUAUUGCUUCAUGUAGUGGGUGAGCAGUGCAGAGAAUUGUAUGAACAACUAAAUGUGAAGUGUACAACGGUAGAACAAGUUUUGGCCGAGUUUAAAAAAUAUUUUGAUCAAAAGAAAAACUUAACGGUCGAGAGGCAUCGAUUUUUUACGCGAAGUCAGGCAGAAAGUGAAACAAUAGAACAAUAUGUGUUUGAUUUAAAGAAAUUAUCAACUUCAUGUGAAUUUGGAACUUUAUGUGAUUCCUUGAUUAAGGAUAGAUUGAUAUGUGGCAUCGCGAGCAAAGCUAUUCGGGAGAGAUUAUUACGUGAAGCCGACUUGACUUUAGAACAAGCUAUGGAGAUUUGUCGAGCGGCUAUAGUAUCCAAAGUGUAUUCAGAAAAAAUAAUUGAGUCGCGAGAAAAAUCGGUACAUAACAUAACGACGGGUGAUGAUUCAUUGCAAGAUAAUAACGUAUGGCAAAUAUCACAACGAGGAGGUUACGGUCGUGGCCGAGGACGGUUCGCGGGGUCGCGAGGCGGCCGCGGUGCCGGGCGCGGGGCUUGGAGCAGGCGCAGCGCGGGCGGUUGGCGCGCGCAGGACUCGACCGUGUCGGCGCGAGCGGCGGCUGGCGCUGGCGGGAGCGGCGCUGGCGAUCGUGGUGCGACGUAUAACGCGUAUAAUAACAGUCGUUGUUGUAACAAAUGUGGCACAACGCACGGAAACUAUGCGUGCCCCGCGUAUGGAAAACGUUGUUUACGGUGUUCGCGUUUGAAUCACUUUUCGCGUAUGUGUGGUGUGUAUCAAAUUGAGGAGUCGGACCAACAGGUAAUAUAUUGUCUUAAUAAUGAGAUAGAUGAAUGGACGAUUGUUUUAAAUGUUAAUAGUCAUAACUUAGGGUUUAAGCUUGAUACGGGAGCCGAAGUUAAUGUUUUGCCAUUACGUUACUUAUCUCAAGUCGGUUUAAGCAAAGAAAAUUUAAUGGUUACAACAUCGCGACUGCACGGUUAUUCUGGAAAGAACUUGGAUGUUCUAGGGAAAUGUUUUUUGAAAGUGGUAUAUAAAGAUAACGUAUAUUUUUUGGAAUUUAAAGUGGUUGAUGUGCCGUCCGCUCCUGUAUUAGGUAAAAAUGAUUGCAAGCUCAUGAAUUUGGUUAAAAGAGUAUUUGCGGUGAGUGAAACGGAGCAAUUACAUUCUCCGGCUUUUGUUACGGAAUAUAAAGAUGUAUUUCAGGGUAUAGGUUGUUUGCCUGGCAGUUAUAAAAUUAGAGUGAAUCGCGAAUGUAAGCCCGUAGUGCACGCUCCAAGAAAGGUACCAAUACCAUUGCGAGAAAAAUUAAAGGCAAAGUUAGAAGACAUGGAGCGACAAGGUAUCAUAGAGAAGGUUGAGGGCCCUACUGAUUGGGUCAACAGCAUGACCAUUGUAAAAAAACCAAAUGGUGACCUUAGGAUAUGUUUAGACCCAAAAGAACUAAAUCAAGCAAUAAAACGAGAACACUUUAGGUUGCCUACAUUAGAUGAAAUCGUUUCGAAUUUAUCAGGGGCUCAGUAUUUUAGCACACUAGAUGCUACUAAUGGUUUUUGGCAAGUAAAAAUAGAAAAUAGUGACCUUUGUACUUUUAAUACACCGUUUGGGAGAUAUAAGUUUCUACGUAUGCCCUAUGGAAUAUCGUCAGCGUGUGAGGUUUUUCAUCGCAAAAUAUAUGAGAAUUUCGACGAUAUCGAAGGAGUUUGUAUGUACGUAGAUGACAUUUUAGUCUUUGCCAAAACCAAAUCGGAGCACGAUGAGAGAUUGAGACAGGUAUUAGAGAGAUGUCGUAAAAUUAAUUUAAAAUUAAAUUUGACUAAGUGUAAGUUUGGUCUUGAGGAAAUUAAAUAUUUGGGACAUAAAAUUACGAGGAAAGGUCUGUACCCAGAUGAUAGUCAUAUCUCGGCUAUUAUUAAUAUGCCUAGGCCACAGAACAGUAAGGACGUCGAACGUUUGUUAGGGCUAACGACUUACGUGGGUAAUUUCAUACCUAAUCUUUCUAAUAAAACCGAACCCCUCAGAGAAUUGUUACAGAAGGAUAUAGAGUGGCACUGGAAUGAGAGACAUGAAAACACAUGGAAUGUCAUUAAAAAGUGUUUGUCUCAAAAACCAGUGUUGCAAUAUUAUAGCAUGACUAAGCCGAUAAUACUUUCUGUCGAUGCGAGUAAGAGUGGCCUUGGAUGUGUACUUUUACAAGAUGGCCUGCCCGUGUGCUAUGGUUCAAAAGCGCUUACAAAAACUGAACAGAGGUACGCACAAAUAGAGAAAGAGUUAUAUGCAUGCGUACAUGCAUGUGAAAAGUUUUAUGGUUAUAUUUAUGGGCGCACAGAUAUAACAAUCGAAACUGACCAUAAGCCCCUCUUGAGUAUAAUAAAGAAACCGAUUGUGGAUGCCCCACCGAGGUUACAGCGCAUGCUGUUAAGGCUCCAACCAUAUUCGUUUAAGCUAGUUUACAAACCCGGCAAGCAGUUGCAUAUAGCGGACGCGCUAUCGCGCGCCUACGAGCCGCUAGCGGCCGCUUCCAGCGAUCAUCAUGACCUGCAAGAUGAACUUUCAGAGGCGGUCCACACCGUGUGUGCAUACAACGAGUUAACUGAUACUCACUAUUUAAUACUACAAAAAGAAACAGAUAUUGACAGUGAGAUGCAACUGUUAAGAAAGUAUAUUAGAAAAGGAUGGCCGGAAGAAAAAAAAGACGUAGAAGACGUUGUGAAACCGUACUGGCAAUACAGAGAGGAUUUAACAGAAGGAAAUGGAUUACUAUGGAAAGGAUCGAAUACUUACCCUCUCCGGCAGAAUUACUUCAAAAUAGAAAGUUACGUAGCAUUCUACCACUUCGCGAAACAGUCCUAG